Xenopus laevis (African clawed frog) is the source of this 1309-nucleotide messenger RNA. It is a transcript of the gene ctsv.L, whose product is annotated as cathepsin V L homeolog. Lineage: Eukaryota; Metazoa; Chordata; Amphibia; Anura; Pipidae. Gene Ontology annotation, biological process: proteolysis. Gene Ontology annotation, molecular function: cysteine-type endopeptidase activity; cysteine-type peptidase activity. Bases 4 to 1056 code for a protein of 350 amino acids. The transcript is spliced from 8 exons. The record is from RefSeq and is a predicted model, not a curated record.
CACAUGUUUUAUGAAAUGACUAAGGAACCUUGCUGCAGCCUGUUAAACAUGGCACUCUAUCUAGUUGCUGCUGCUCUCUGCUUAACAACCGUAUUUGCUGCUCCAACAACCGACCCUGCUCUAGAUGAUCAUUGGCAUCUCUGGAAGAACUGGCAUAAAAAGUCCUAUCUACCCAAAGAAGAAGGCUGGAGGAGAGUGUUAUGGGAGAAGAACUUGAGAACAAUCGAAUUUCACAACCUUGAUCACUCUCUUGGAAAACAUUCUUACAGACUGGGAAUGAAUCAAUUUGGUGACAUGACAAAUGAGGAGUUUCGACAGCUGAUGAAUGGCUACAAAAACCAAAAGAUGAUAAAAGGCUCAACUUUCCUUGCCCCCAAUAACUUUGAAGCACCAAAGACAGUGGACUGGCGUGAAAAAGGCUAUGUAACACCAGUUAAAGACCAGGGGCAAUGUGGUUCAUGCUGGGCAUUCAGUACAACAGGUGCACUUGAAGGUCAGCACUACAGGAAGGCUGGUAAAUUGAUUUCUCUAAGUGAGCAAAAUCUUGUUGACUGCUCCAGAGCUCAAGGAAACCAGGGAUGCAAUGGUGGCCUUAUGGAUCAAGCUUUCCAGUAUGUCAAGGAUAAUGGAGGCAUCGAUUCUGAAGACUCGUACCCAUACACUGCUAAGGAUGACCAGGAAUGUCACUAUGAUCCAAACUACAAUUCAGCAAACGACACUGGUUUUGUUGACGUUCCAUCUGGAAGCGAAAAAGAUCUCAUGAAGGCAGUAGCUUCAGUGGGACCAGUUUCUGUUGCAGUUGAUGCAGGACAUCAAUCCUUCCAGUUUUAUCAGUCUGGAAUUUAUUAUGAUCCUGAAUGCAGCAGUGAAGACCUGGAUCAUGGUGUACUUGUUGUGGGUUACGGCUUUGAAGGUGAAGAUGUGGAUGGGAAGAGAUACUGGAUCGUCAAGAACAGCUGGAGUGAGAAAUGGGGCAACAAUGGAUACAUUAAGAUUGCCAAGGAUAGACACAACCACUGUGGAAUUGCAACAGCUGCCAGUUAUCCUCUGGUUUAAUAUAAGCCAUUAUAUAUGGACCUCAUUACACCUUGAACUUUAUGUGCACAUUGUGUGAACCUCCAAUUUUAGCAAGUACUGGCCUGUUUUUACCUGAUGGAAUUGCUGCUCAAGGCUGUCUUUUACAUUUGUGUUGGAAGUUUAACAUCCCACAUUGACGCUGGGUUGUUUUAGUUUUGUUUACAUGUUGAUUUUAAUGGUGUUUUAUGUGAUUUAAGCUUUUAUAAUGUAAAAUAAAAAACUUGUUAAUUCA